ACUGCAUUUGUAGCUCAUAUCGAUAAAAAAUAAAAAAACAAAUUCCAACCAUCCUUAAAAUUGAAAAAAAAGACGUGUAAACAAACUUCUAGCUUUCCACAAUAUGAGUGACAAUGCAAGAAACAUAACAGAAAAAAUAGAAAUGGAUUAGACUGAAAAAUUCCCACCACCUAAACAAACAACAAAAAAUGGCAAUAACAUCAUUCUCUCUCCUCCGCCACCACGCGCCACCGCACUUCACACCUUCCACCACCGCUUUCCUCCUUCUCCGACGCAAAUUCUCUUUCCUCACCACCACUAUUCUCUGCGACAAACGCGAGACGGCGCGUGUAGCACGAGUAGCGCGUGAAGCGCGUGAAUUCUCACGUGCGAAGCACACAAACUCCUCCUCUUCUUCUCUCUCCUCACUCUCUCACUCGCAGAUUCUCUCUCCUAAUCAAGCCAUAGGAAUGGUGGCUUCAGCUCAGGCGAACUUCAUGCGCGUCGUCGUUAAUCUUCCAGAACCUUCCGAGAAGGAGAAUCCGAACUUUCUAGAAGGUUCUGGAAUCGAAGGUUCUGGAAUAGAAUUGUUGUGUGUGGUGCGAGCAGUGUUGAAGAAGAUAAAACGCAGAGUUUUGGUAGGAGAUAAGGUUUUGGUAGGGUCGAUUGAUUGGGUGGAUCGUCGGGGUAUGAUUGAGAAUGUGUUUCCUAGGGUUUCGGAGAUUUCUGACCCUCCAAUUGCAAAUGCUGAUCAUUUUUUGGUUUUGUUUUCAAUGGAUCAACCUAAAGUUGAGGCGUUUUCGUUAACUAGGUUUUUGGUUGAGGCUGAGUCUACUGGUAUUCCUGUCACUCUUGCUUUGAACAAGUGUGAGCUUGUUCGCGACGAGGUUCUGAUUGAGUGGAAGACGAGGCUUCGUCAAUGGGGAUAUAUACCCAUAUUUUGCAGUGUCGAGUCAAAACGUGGACUUGAUUCCCUUGCAUUCUACUUGAGAGAAAGGACAACUGUGAUUGUCGGUCCUAGUGGUGUUGGUAAGUCCAGCCUGAUCAAUAUGUUGCGAAGCGACGGUCAAUCUCCCACCCUCAUGGAAGAAGGUAGCUUAAUUGAUCCUAUUUCUGGCAGCAAAUGGCUUGAAGAGCAGCGCGUUGGUGAAGUGUCUGCUAGAAGUGGAAGAGGGAAGCACACAACUCGGCACGUGUCUUUGCUACCAUUGGCUGGGGGAGGAUAUCUAGCUGAUACUCCAGGGUUCAACCAACCUAGUCUAAUGAAAGUGACAAAACACACCCUUGCACAAGCAUUCCCUGAGAUCCAGAAAACACUCCAAGAAAACGAACCUAAGAGAUGCGCGUUCAACAAUUGCUUGCACGUUGGUGAACCUGGGUGUCUAAUGACGGGCGAUUGGGAGAGAUAUCCGUAUUACUUUCAACUGCUCGAUGAAAUCAAGAUACGAGAGGAAUUCCAACUAAGGACAGUGGGCACGAAGAGGGAGGGUGAUGUCAGGAAUAAGGUGGGAGAUAUGGGUGUCACACUGUCUGAGCCAAGAUUGGAGCCGAAGAAGCACAGGAGACAAUCUCGUAAGAAAAUAAACCAAUCUCUAUUAGAUGAGUUGGAUGUGCUGGAUGAAGAAGAUGAUCACUUGGAAGAGAAUCCUAUCAUCCGUGCUAUGGAACAAGAAAACCAGUAGAACAACAAGCUCAUGAACAUUUUCGAUAACUAGAUAACGACGACGACAGUUAACUUUGUUUAGAUAGUUUAAAAUUAGCGGAUUAGCAACGAAAAGGUGUAUAUAGGGAGUCACAAAAGCAAGGUGCCUGUGUAGAUAAAAGUUUGGUCGAUUUAGUAUACUGAUGUUUGAUAACUAGUUACAGAAACACGUAAUUUUGUCAUCCUUCACUUGCUGUCGUUGGUUAUGUGAAUACAAGCACACGCUUUAUUGA
Messenger RNA from Beta vulgaris subsp. vulgaris (sugar beet), 1914 nucleotides. RefSeq lists its product as hypothetical. The transcript is spliced from 5 exons. Gene Ontology annotation, molecular function: GTP binding; GTPase activity. Lineage: Eukaryota; Viridiplantae; Streptophyta; Magnoliopsida; Caryophyllales; Amaranthaceae. The record is from RefSeq and is a predicted model, not a curated record. Bases 189 to 1661 code for a protein of 490 amino acids.